Messenger RNA from Xenopus laevis (African clawed frog), 1096 nucleotides. It is a transcript of the gene ventx3.2.L, whose product is annotated as VENT homeobox 3, gene 2 L homeolog. Gene Ontology annotation, biological process: regulation of transcription by RNA polymerase II; regulation of DNA-templated transcription. The record is from RefSeq and is a predicted model, not a curated record. Lineage: Eukaryota; Metazoa; Chordata; Amphibia; Anura; Pipidae. Gene Ontology annotation, molecular function: DNA-binding transcription factor activity, RNA polymerase II-specific; DNA binding. The transcript has 3 exons. Bases 73 to 933 code for a protein of 286 amino acids. Gene Ontology annotation, cellular component: nucleus.
AUAUUUGUGCAACCUCAGAGGGACAUUCAGUUUGGGCAGUCAGUGAACGGGGAAACACAAAGUUUAAGGACUAUGGAGAAGAGACCUUACUCAGUGGAAUGGCUUUCAGAGAGCAGUCAGAGGAAACCUGUUUACUCCAAUGUGGAUCUAUUAGGAUUUAAAAGUGGUUAUCCAUACAAGGAAUACAGUAUCUCAUUGCCAUCAAGAGCUACUGGGCCAACAUUGCCGUGCUUGGACUACAGAGAGAAGGAAAAUUAUUGUGCAAGGAACAUCCAGAAUGAAGAAAGAAGCCCACCUGUUAAAGACCCAAUUCAAUCCCAGCCAGCAGCACAAGAGCUUGAUACAUCUCGAAGGGCAUUAAUGAUGGUUCCUGCUUCCGACCAAAGCACUGGAGAUCAAGCAGAUAAGGUCACUGGCAUGACUGACACCAACAAGAAGAACAAGUCUGUGUGUGAUGAAGAUGCGGCUGCCAGAGCCCGCACCAAGUUCUCCGCUGAGCAGCUGGAAGAGCUUGAAAGGAGCUUUAAGGAGAACAGAUACAUUGGAUCCAGUGAGAAAAGGCGGCUGUCCAAGGUGCUGAAGCUCUCUGAGACUCAGAUUAAAACCUGGUUUCAGAAUCGAAGGAUGAAGUUCAAGCGUCAAACACAAGAUGCAAGGGUUGAAGCUUUCUUUUCGGGACUUUAUGUGCCUUAUUAUGGUUACCCUGACCUUCCAACUCCUGGAUACUCAGUCCAGCCUGAGUUUUCUGUUCUGGCGCCUCAUACAAUGGCAGCAUCAUCUGUUCCGUUCAGUCCUUUACAAUCAACUGUUAUUUCACCUGGACUCCACCCAACAACUAUUCCUUCAGCAAACUUUGGCUCUUAUCCAUGCUCUUCCAUGCUCGUACACCCAAUGCUGAAUGAGCCUACUCGACAAAGAUACAGCCCAUACUGAAGUUUUUAAUAGAAAACAUUCUUGGAGCACCACUGUUAUUAUUUUUACAGACAUUUGCAAUUAUUUAUUAUAAGUUAUUAUGCAAUAUGAAUCACAGCCGCACAUUCAGACAGAGUUUUAUUACUAAUGGGUUUUAAAUAAUAAAGAAAUCUGUUUUGUUGCA